AUGGUCCCAUCUCGAUUCCAACCGCUAGCUUCACCGCACCACUUCGACGAGGUUCAUGUCGUUUUGAUACAACUGAAUUUCACACGAAUGGCGGAAAUCAACGAACGCGCUUCAACAUCUUCACCACCAGAACCUUCUACUCCCGCUCCGGGUCCUGAAAUUAAACAACUCGCUGAUGUGAUGUACGAUCGAGUUGGCGCGUUUCUGCAAUCGCAGAUCCAAGGAAGCAUCGAUGAAUACAAAUUACUGGAGGACAUGAAUACAGCAACUGCACAGCGUUAUGUCGAUAUGCGUGCUGUAGCGGAGAAAAUAGCUGACAAGAUCUCACGACUCAACAACAAAUAUGAGUCGCUACGGCCUUACCUUCAGCAAAUCGACGAAAUGGAUGAGAGUACUAGAAGACUAGAGGAAGCGGCAAAUUUGCUCGAUCAAUACGUCACAGGACUUGAGGCGAAAUUGCACACAAUCCAACAAGAUGGCUCUUCCAUGUGA
This is a messenger RNA of Necator americanus (New World hookworm), 492 nucleotides long. RefSeq lists its product as uncharacterized. The record is from RefSeq and is a predicted model, not a curated record. Gene Ontology annotation, biological process: lysosome localization; endosomal transport. The coding region runs from base 1 to 492 and encodes 163 amino acids. Gene Ontology annotation, cellular component: gamma-tubulin complex; BLOC-1 complex; BORC complex. Gene Ontology annotation, molecular function: gamma-tubulin binding. NCBI's taxonomy places the organism in Eukaryota, Metazoa, Nematoda, Chromadorea, Rhabditida, Ancylostomatidae. The transcript has 5 exons.